This is a messenger RNA of Coniophora puteana RWD-64-598 SS2, 944 nucleotides long. RefSeq lists its product as uncharacterized. Lineage: Eukaryota; Fungi; Basidiomycota; Agaricomycetes; Boletales; Coniophoraceae. Bases 148 to 498 code for a protein of 116 amino acids. The transcript is spliced from 3 exons. The record is from RefSeq and is a predicted model, not a curated record.
CGGGAUUACGUUCAUCGUCAUAAGCGUUCCCAAACGCUAUAAAGCGGGCCUCGCCUCCGCCCAGCUCACCAGGUCUUCCCAAGCCCCGUGGCCUUGUCUCCUCCUCGUCGAACCAGACACCAUCCUUUCAGCCCUCACCUGGCUAAGAUGCGCUCUGUCAUCGUCCUCGUCGUCCUCUGCGCCUCCCUCGCUGCUGCCGUCCCCCUCUCGCAGUCAGGCGACAAGCUGACCGGCCGACUGGUUCGUGACGACUCUCUAGUGGGGGGUCUCCGUGGUGACGACGCUCCGGUAGGGGGCUUCCUCGGCGGCGAUGUUCUAGGGGAUGCCCUCAACGAGGAUCAUCUCGAGAGUCAUACCCCUACGUCUCCAGCAGAAGGCCGUCGAGGUCGCCACUUGUCCCGGCCGCGUCGCCUGUCGACGCUGGCGCACCAUUUCGCCUAUGCGCCGAAGGAGAUUGAGGGCAAGGUUGGUGAAUCCACCAAGGGCAUUCGUGUAUAGACUUGUAAACCCCGCCUAGAGCUUGUAUUCACAGAAAUACCCUAGACAUAUCCUUCGACUUGGUCCAAUCUCUGUUUGUGUCGCACAUUGCCGACGUCAUGUCACUGCUCCAGCCACUCAUUCGCCUCCAUACCGUUUUCUUGCCACAAGUACUGCUGAUACCACGCCAUCAGCCAGGGGUACCGACUUUCAUACCGUGAUACUCAUCCUGUCUUCUCACAUACAUUGCAUGUCCGUCUCGUAGCCUCAGUAAAUCUCGUUUCUCUGCUUAACCUUAUACCUCACCUUCCUCCUCCCAUCUAUCUCUCCUUGGCUUUUGGUUCUUAUCCACGUUUCCUUUCUCGACGAGUUUCUUUGGUCCAAUACGCACGCUCGAUCCUAUUAUAGCCAUAUUCCGUCGCCGAACCUGCGCUCUGGUAGUCGCAGGGAAAGCACAUGAUCUUACG